Scaptodrosophila lebanonensis is the source of this 2113-nucleotide messenger RNA. It is a transcript of the gene Fpgs1, whose product is annotated as putative folylpolyglutamate synthase. Gene Ontology annotation, cellular component: mitochondrion; cytosol; cytoplasm. Gene Ontology annotation, biological process: tetrahydrofolylpolyglutamate biosynthetic process. Lineage: Eukaryota; Metazoa; Arthropoda; Insecta; Diptera; Drosophilidae. Bases 134 to 1873 code for a protein of 579 amino acids. The record is from RefSeq and is a predicted model, not a curated record. Gene Ontology annotation, molecular function: ATP binding; tetrahydrofolylpolyglutamate synthase activity. The transcript has 6 exons.
UCGGCAUUAAAUUUGAUUACCAUAAUCAGCUCGGAUAUCUAAUUGGCAAUAGAGAAAAUCUAGCACGCACAGCGUGUGAGAGCGUUAGCCAUAGAGCAGAGUGCGAUAUCGUUGUAGGUAGAAACGCUCAAAUAUGACUGUAAUUCGGUUGCUUAAUUCAGUACACAAGAAUACAAAGCCCAGUUUACGUGCGUUUCUCCUGAGAAUGAAUGACAUCAAGCAACACAUUCGGAAUUUAGUCACCAUACCACCUUCCAGUACCCCCACGCACGCCUCGAGCAGCAGUAGCAGUAGCUCCCACUUCACAAUGUUGUCUCAGCUGCCGUUUCGCAUAUGCCAGGAACAACUUUCAAACGCAUCGCCGUUCGAAGACCUAGUAUUGUAUCCCAAGGGACGCAGCAACGAUGAUAAAAACAGUGAGGUGAAUGCUGCCUUUGAGACGGCCAUACAAGAGCUAAAUAAGUUGCAGCCGAAUGAGCAAACCAUAAGACGUUCUGUUGAAAAUCCUAAGAUCAACACUGUUAAGGAUACCGUCAAGUAUCUAGAACGGAGCGGUCUGCCCCUCAACGUCGUGGAACAGUUGUCAUUCAUCCAUGUGUCGGGGACCAAGGGGAAGGGCUCCACUUGUGCGUUAGUCGAAUCCAUAUUACGUCAAUAUGGGGCACGCACUGGUUUCUUCAGCUCUCCCCAUGUGCUGGCCACCAACGAGCGCAUCCGCAUCGAUGGCGAGCCGCUGGCCAAACAGAAGUUUGUGAAUUACUUUUGGCCUGUCUACAAGCGGUUGAUGGCAAAGCGCGAGAAUGAAACCGACAUGCCCGCGUACUUUAAGUUCCUCACAAUUCUCAGUUUUCAUGUGUUCGUUGAGGAGAAUGUGGACGUGGCCGUGAUGGAGGUGGGCAUUGGUGGCGAACAGGAUUGUACAAAUGUGCUGCGCAAUGUCCGUACCGUGGGCAUCACCUCCCUGGGUCUGGAGCACACCGAGCUCUUGGGAAACACCAUGGAACAGAUUGCUUGGCAAAAAGCGGGCAUUAUCAAGCCAUACUCCCACGUCUACACGCAUGUCACUCAGCCUGAGUGUCUGAAAGUGAUACGCGAUCGGGCUCUUGAGAAACAGGCCACUGUACACGAAGUUCCAGCUUUUGAGCAGUACUUUAAGCACAAUCUGUAUGAGGACUAUUGGCCGACAUUCAAUGAAGUAAUUCGUCUAAACGGCUCGCUGGCCAUACAGUUGGCCUAUGACUGGCUACGUCAGACGCCCAGCACGCUGCACCGUCGUUAUCCCAUUAACGAGCCCCGAAUGUGCGAUGAGGUCUUCUUAGGUCUUCGAAACUGUCACUGGCCUGGUCGCUGUCAGCUCGUUCAGUUUCAGGGCAUGCGUCUGCAUCUGGAUGGAGCCCAUACCAAGGAGAGCAUGCGUGUGUGCACCGAUUGGUUUUGGAAGAGCACCUCUGACAGCAAUAAUCCGAAAAUUCUAAUAUUUAAUCGAACCGGUGAUUCGGAUCCCAUGCCUAUGCUGAAAAUGCUCUCCGAGAAGUGCACAUUCGACAUGAUCUGCUUUGUGCCCAAUGUGGCCACCGUCAAGGGCAUCAAUCCCAAUCAGGUCAUGAUCCGCUCCAGUGCUGAGGUUCAGUUGAAGCGCGCCCACGCCAUAGCCAGGAGCUGGGAUGAAAUGUGCAACGCCACCAAUCAGAUCAAUAACUCCCGAGUCUACUCCACAGUGUACGAUGCCUUUUCUGCCAUUCGUGAGCGUUUUUCCAUCAAUAAUCACGAGCUGGAUGUCCUCAUCACUGGCUCCAUACAUCUUCUGGGAGCUACCAUUGCAGCCCUCAACGAAUUUCAUAUCAAGGCGAUUCCUGUGAAUGGACAUCAGUAACAAUCUGGUUUUGAAGCUGCAACAGAAUUUCUAAAAUUCAAAAUUAUUCAAACUUUAAUUCGAUGGUAUAUAAUGAUGCAGAUGGUACGGAGACAAUGUCGGGGCUGAAUUUGAAAUUACGAAUUAAGUAACGAUGCGUUGCUUAGUUUAUAUUUUAUAAAUUCGGAUAUGUAUAUUUAGAGAUGUGUGUAUAGUAUAGAUUGUAAGAAGCGCAUAAAGACAUAUUUUACAUCAUUUUUA